GUGCAAGAGGCUGCUCUGGGGAAAAGGAACAGGAUCCACUGUAAUAUAAUGCUGUGUUCAGCAGAUCGCAUUGCUAAUCUGUUUUAGUUGUAUCUACAACCUGACGAUUUUACAACCUUGUACAAAGUUUGAGCUGAGAUAAAACAACUGGCUUUACCAGAGAGACAACGGCACCGCUGGGAUCGAGCUGCAGAGACGAGUGUUACAGACUCCAUGAUGGACUGUUGCCAGUGGUACUCUGCCCUUCUCCUCUUGCCCCUCCUGGCUCUUCCCAGCUGCCAGGGGGGAAGGAUCCUGGUGUUCCCUGUGGAUGGCAGCCACUGGGUCAACAUGAACAUCCUGCUUCGAGAGCUGCACUCCAAGGGCCACGAGAUCACAGUGCUGCGCUCCAGCAACAGCUGGUACAUCAAGGAGCAGGCCACCCAUUACAACUCCCUCACCAUCCCCGCCCCUGACGCCAGCCCUGUGGGGCAGGACUUUUUCACACAGUUCCUGAACCGCACACUGGAUAUCCAGAUGAGAGACGGAUCUCUGCUGGCAUUCCUCGCUCUACAGAGAGAAGUCAGCGUCUUACUCACCAAAAUCCACAGGAUGGCUUCCCAGACACUGGUGACCAUCUUGGAAGACCCCCAGAUAAUAAAGAGGCUGCAGGGAUUUGAUGUGGUCCUGACUGACCCCACCAUAGCUGAGGGACUUGUUAUGGCUCACCGCCUGAAGCUGCCCGUGGUGCUGAACGUGCGCUGGACUACCAGUGGAGAAGGUCACUUUGCCAUUGCGCCGUCCCCUCUCUCCUACAUCCCAAUGACUGGGACCAGAUUCUCAGACAGGAUGACUUUCACCCAAAGGCUCCUGAACGUGAUAAUCUAUGGGUUAAGCCUCUACUCUGAAAGAUUCAUAAUAAGCGCACAGUAUGAUGACCUGUGCGCCCGCUACUGCGACUCUGGCACAGACAUCAGAACUCUCCUCCAGUCAGCUGAUAUUUGGCUAAUGAGGGUGGACUUUGUCUUUGAGUUCCCCCGCCCCACCAUGCCCAACGUUGUCUACAUGGGAGGGUUCCAGUGCCAGCCUGCCAAGCCCCUUGCCCCCGAGCUAGAGAAGUUCAUGGAGAGCUCCGGGGAGCACGGCGUCAUUGUCAUGUCUUUGGGGACUCUGGUUCAAAGCCUCCCCAGAGAAGUGACUGCUAAGAUAGCCUCGGCUUUCGCACAGCUGCCCCAGAAAAUCAUCUGGAGGUAUAUUGGGGAGAGGCCUCAAAACCUGGGCAACAACACCCUGCUGGUCGAGUGGCUCCCCCAAAAUGAUCUGCUGGGACACCCCAAGACCAGAGCCUUCGUGGCGCACGGUGGCACCAACGGAGUUUACGAAGCCAUCUACCACGGAGUUCCGGUCGUGGGUCUGCCGCUGCUGUUCGACCAGUUUGACAACCUGCUCAGGUUAGAGGUGAGAGGGGCAGCCAAGGUGCUGGAUUUUGCUACCAUGAGCAGUGCAGACUAUCUCCAGGCCCUGAAGCAGGUUCUUGAAAAGCCGUCCUAUCGGAGGAACAUGAAGAAGCUCUCCACUCUCCACCACGACCGGCCCAUGGAGCCCAUGCAGAGCGCCCUCUUCUGGAUCGAGUACGUCAUGAGGAACAGGGGCGCCGCUCACCUGCGCACUGAGGCCUACAAGAUGCCCUGGUACUCCUACCACAGCCUGGAUGUCAUCGCUGUCCUGCUGGCUGCUCUUCUAGUCUUCAUAAUCACAGGCAUUGGAGUAUUCAGGUUUCUGUGCUGCAUGGUCUGUAAAAGGAGAAAAACUAAGCGAGAAUAAGACAGAGUUAACUUAGAUGGGUAUCUUUAAGUACAAAAAGUUUGUUUCUUCUAGUUUCUAUAGUACUGAUGGAAGAUGUUAACCAACACUUGUCUGUGUGACUCAUUUUCUUCUAGUUUAGCCUCCAUAACACUGAGCAAGAGAUUGUCUGCUUAACUAAAUGUUUUCUAGUUUCACCUUAUAAUUCUAAUGGGCUAGUUGAGUUAAUUGCAGCUACUAAGAGUUGAAGGUGAGACUCUUUCAUAUGAUCUACUUACUACUAUGAACCCUGUUGAGCUCAAACAUUUUAAAGAUAAGUUUCAAGGAUGUGAUAAAAAAAAAAGUAAAAUAAGUGAGUGUGCUAUUUGAUUUUGUCCACCCUAUGUAUUCUACCUUCAAGGAGGGUGUAAACAAACUGGCUUGUCAACAAGGCAUGUUGUAACAAACCCUAUUGUACAGCUGUGGCCAAACGUUUUGCAUCACCUAGAAUUUUAGGAUUGAGACCUAAUUUAAAAAAUAAUAAUUUGAACAUAGAGAUUUUAUUUAACAUCAUGUAAUCAAUUAAACUACAAAAAGGGCAGCAGUGUGGAGUAGCGGUUAGGGCUCUGGACUCUUGACCGGAGGGUUGUGGGUUCAAUCCCUGGUGGGUGGCACUGCUGUUGCUGACUUUACCUAGAUUGAUCCAGUAAAAACCCAACUGUAUAAAUGGGUAAUUGUAUGUAAAAAUAAUGUGAUAUCUUGUAACAAUUGUAAGUUGCCCUGGAUAAGGGCGUCUGCUAAGAAAAUAAAUAAUAAUAAUAAUAAAAUAAUUUCACAAAAGUCUACCGGAAAUAGUAGCAGUAUAGUAUUUCAUGUUAGAUUUUGAAAUGUCACGUUUUUCAAUUUGUCAGUUUUUUCACUAAGUAUAUGGAAAACUCAAAAGCAUUAUAUAAUUCAAUAAUAUUACAUUGUUUAGCAGGUAUCAUUCGACGUUUCAGACAUGUUGUAAUGUAUUUUAUUCCUUUUCCAAAAUAAAUGUUUGUGUUCCAGUA
Molecule: messenger RNA, 2813 nt
Organism: Acipenser ruthenus (sterlet)
Lineage: Eukaryota; Metazoa; Chordata; Actinopteri; Acipenseriformes; Acipenseridae
Product: UDP-glucuronosyltransferase 1A5-like
Exons: 2
Coding region: 214-1803 (529 amino acids)
Molecular function (GO): UDP-glycosyltransferase activity
Source: RefSeq, a predicted model, not a curated record